CGAGAUUGCGAAGUUUUGAAUUUCUUGCGUUUGAGCGAUUUCAUUUUCAUGUUUGGCUUUUACAAUUGCACAGCACGGUUUUGACUUUGCGACAUUCUUCCACAUUGCACUCAACAGGGAUCGCGCGUUGGAACACAAGUCUAGAUUUAUUAUUAAUAUAGGACGGCAAGCGAUGUUUGCCACUUUCACUUGAACGCGACAUGCGGGUGACCGUCUGCUAAGUGCAAACCAACAUGCGUGGAAUGCCAGCAACUCCCUCACCGUGGCAGUGAUUGGCCAGGGUGAGAUUGAACGACAGUGCUACAAAGGGCAGCCCUUAGCAUUUGGGACGAGCAAACACGCACUACCGUCUCGAAAGUAAUCCAGUACAUCACCCGAACACGAUCAACCCACUUCAUUCACGCAACUAACGUCCCGCCUUCGCUAUGCUGGUUUUGCUCCUGCUUCUUUCGAUACGCGGGCUCGCGACUGCCCAGCAACCGCCGUUCUGCACUCCAACAAUUUUACAACUCAACCUCCCGGGCUGCACAGACGAGUGUCUCAUCGGCGAAAACAAAGUCACAGACGGGACUUGCGCAACGAACUUGGAUGGUUUCUGUGCACUUUCGAACGGCUUUGCCACCUACUUUAACGAGUAUGGCGCGUGUCUGCUGCGGCAGUGUCCGGAUGAUGCGGAUCGGUAUGGGUUCGUUGAGCUGUUCCAAAGGCUGUGUGCUGAGCAUCCGACGGGAUACCAACUCACCAGUCUUGCGGGAGAGUGGGCGACGUAUAUUACAAGGAGUAGCACUGCGUUGACUGCCUCACCGACGGCUAGUAUAAUUACGACGACAGCGCAAACCUCGCCCUCGUCCUCGUCCACGUCCACGUCGUCCUCAAUCGUGGAGACUACAUCGCCGUCACCCUCGCCCAUGGGGACGUUUGCGUUCCCUCGUCCCGCGUCAACAUCUUCAUCGCAUGCCCUAGCAACCACUGAAUCUUCCUCUGUCGUCGUCCACACCAUCUUCCACACACAACCCACAUCCUCAGCUCAUUCCUCCAGCACUCCUUCCGCCUCUCCCCUACCACCUCCCGCGAAACCACCCCUCAACACUGCGCAAAUCGCCGUCACAGCCACAUGCGGAGCUCUCUUCCUUGCGUUCCUCGUUUGCGGAGCGGUGUUCCUCGUACGCCGCCGCAAGGAGGUACGCGCACAGUCACAGCAUUCGAUGCCGGCGAGCUGGGAGUCGGAGUACAGUGGUGGGCAUGGGAGAGUGGAGCACGCUGGAGGGAAGGCGGAGUUGGACGGUGAGGCUGUGGUGGGGAGGUGGAGUGGUCCUGCGUUGCCGGUUGG
This is a messenger RNA of Dothidotthia symphoricarpi CBS 119687, 1330 nucleotides long. RefSeq lists its product as uncharacterized. The transcript is spliced from 3 exons. Lineage: Eukaryota; Fungi; Ascomycota; Dothideomycetes; Pleosporales; Dothidotthiaceae. The annotation marks the transcript as partial. The record is from RefSeq and is a predicted model, not a curated record.